GCGUAUCGUGUAUUCAUCGUCUCCGUGGCCUCUUUCGUGGCACAGCUUGAUCCACUCCCUGCCGCCUUCGAUCUGUUCGAGAAGCGCCUGAUCCAUAAGCUUUUUCCUGGCCCUGCCGACUGGCUCCCUGGGGACGUUCUGAGAAACCUCAAGCAGUUCGGCUUCCCUCGCGAUUUCCCCGACGUGGCGCACAUCGCCUCGGUGGCCAAAGUCUGGGUCGUGCUUCACGAGGCCCGCCAGACGGGCGGCUUGCAG
This is a messenger RNA of Prorocentrum cordatum, 255 nucleotides long. Lineage: Eukaryota; Dinophyceae; Prorocentrales; Prorocentraceae. The record is from the annotation of a GenBank genome assembly.